UCUCUCUCUCAUGGCGCCGAGAAUUCUGCUUUGUGGAGAUGCUCUGGGACGUCUCAAUCAGCUCUUCAAGCGAGUUCAAUCGGUCAGCAAGUCGGCCGGUCCGUUUGAUGCCCUGUUCUGCGUCGGACAGUUUUUCCCUGAUUCUCCGGAACUGUUGGAAGAGUUCUCGGACUACGUCGAAGGGCGAGUUCAGAUUCCCAUCCCUACUUACUUCACCGGUGACUAUGGCGUCGGUGCAGCCAAAGUUCUCUCGUUAGCCUCGAGGAAGGCCUCCAAUCAAGGUUUUAAGAUGGACGGUCUCGAGAUUUGCCACAACUUGUUUUGGUUGAGAGGAAGCGGGAAAUUUACUCUUCAUGGUUUGUCCGUUGCUUACUUAUCUGGUAGGCAAUCAUCCGAUGUCCAACAAUUUGGGAAAUAUAGUCAAGAUGAUGUCGAUGCCAUCCGAGCACUUGCAGAAGAUCAUGGGGUUGAUUUAUUCUUAACUAAUGAAUGGCCGGUUGGGGUCACAAACAGAGCUGGGGCUUCUGAAAUCCCUGUCGGAAUUUCUGAUUCUACUGGUAGCGAUUCCACAGUGUCUGAGUUGGUAAUGGAAAUUAAACCACGCUAUCACAUUGCAGGUUCUAAGGGGGUAUUUUAUGCUCGUGAACCAUAUGUCAACACUGAUGCUGAUCAUGUAACCCGCUUCCUCGGUCUUGCUCAAGUUGGAAACAAAGAAAAACAAAAAUUUCUCCAUGCGAUUUCUCCUACACCAACAUCUACCAUGUCGGCAUCUGAGCUUAGUGCAAAGCCUCCGAACGCGACUUUAUGUCCUUACAGUUUACUAGAGGGAGCAUCAGCACCUACUGAAUCUAAGAAGAGGUCAAGCGAUGAUGUUUCUGAUUCGCAGUAUUGGAGGUAUGAUGUUGCACAAAAACGGCAAAAGAAUGGAUCUGCAGGAGAAAGGCCUUGUUUCAAAUUUAUAUCUUCUGGGUCCUGUUCUCGUGGGGAAAAGUGUCACUUCCAACAUGACAUGGAAGCAAGAGAACAAUGCCGCAGAGGUGUUUGUCUUGAUUUUAUCAUCAAAGGUAAGUGCGAAAGAGGACCAGAUUGCAGCUACAAGCAUGAGUUACAAGAUCAAAGUCAAAGUGAUUCACAAAGGAGGUCGAGAUCUGCAAAUGCUAACAGGUCAAAAGAGUGCUGGUUUUGUUUGUCAAGCCCAAAUGUGGAAUCGCAUUUGAUCGUUAGCAUAGGAGAAAGUUUUUAUUGUGCUCUACCCAAAGGUUCACUUGUCGGAGACCAUGCCUUGAUAAUCCCAAUUGAACACUGGCCAAAUACUCUUUUGUUAUCUUCCGAGAACGAAACAGAGCUCAGCAAAUACCAGAAUAGUGUAAGAAGUUACUAUAAGAGCCACGGAAAUGAUGCUGUGUUCUUUGAGUUGGUUUCUACACGAGGUACUCAUGCUAAUCUCCAGGCAGUUCCUGUUCCAUCAUCCAAAGCUCGUCUUCUUCCUAAUAUCUUCAAUCUAGCAGCUGAAAAGCUGGGGUUCACAUUCGUGACUAGAAAGUUUAGUGAUAGUUCUGAUGGCAGAAAAUAUCUGCAGAAGGAAUAUAAUAAAACUUCAGGUUUCUUCUAUGUGGAACUUCCUGAUGGAACAGUGUUAUCUCAUACUCUGGAAGAGAAUGAAAAAUUCCCUGUUCAAUUUGGGCGGGAGGUUCUAGCAGGCUUGCUAAAGAUCCCAGAAAGGGCUGACUGGAAGAGUUGUGCGGUUAGCCAAGAAGAGGAGGCAAAGUCGGCGGAAGAAUUCAAGAAGCAAUUUCAAUCAUUUGACCCUUUCGAAUAACUUUCCGAACUGAAGCUUGGAUCAACUGUAUGAUAUUCAGUUACCUUAUCUGUGGAACAUCAAGCUAACCUCGACAUCACCCAUUUAGUGUUUACACUUUAAGCUCCUCACAGACGGGAACUGAGGUCUUCUAAGGCAAUGAGGCAUAUACCUGGGCGUGUUGCCCCUUGUUCCAGCUAGUCUUGCUUGUGUUUACCUACUUAAAAGCAGCCUUAGCAAAAGGCAAAGGAAGCAAAUGCUUCUCAACAGCCUUGCAGAAGUUGGGAUCUGGAAUAUUAAAUGUGGAGGAUGUAUAUUCGUACCGUAUAAGAUAAGGAGAUCCGGAAUCUUUGAUAGACAAGUAGAGCAGCUUCAAUAAUGUUUACGGGUAAAGGCGAGUACUCUGACUUUGCUACCGUUAUACUUUAUCACAUAUGUAUGUUAUGGUUUCUAAUUGCGAUUCAAAUCAGCCCAUUA
Molecule: messenger RNA, 2275 nt
Organism: Tarenaya hassleriana
Lineage: Eukaryota; Viridiplantae; Streptophyta; Magnoliopsida; Brassicales; Cleomaceae
Product: zinc finger CCCH domain-containing protein 64
Exons: 13
Coding region: 11-1819 (602 amino acids)
Biological process (GO): mRNA splicing, via spliceosome
Cellular component (GO): post-mRNA release spliceosomal complex
Molecular function (GO): RNA lariat debranching enzyme activator activity; metal ion binding
Source: RefSeq, a predicted model, not a curated record